ACAACAAAGCCUUGUCCCACUAAGUGGGGUCAGCUACAUGAAUCAAACGACGCCAUUGUGCUCUGUCAUGUAUCAUGUCUACAGAGAGACCGUUUACAUGUAGAUCUCGUUUGACCACCUCAUGGAUGGUCUUCUUAGGUCUUCCUCUGCCUUUCGCCCUUUGUCCAUCUUCCAUCUCAUCCACCCUCCUGACUGGAUGUUCUAUUGGUCUUCUUCUCACAUGUCCAAACCACCUGAGACGCGAUUCAACCAUCUUUUCCACAAUGGGUGCUACUCCAACUCUCUCCCUUAUAUCUUCAUUCCUUAUUUUAUCCAAUCGCGUGUGACCACUCAUCCAUCUCAACAUCUUCAUCUCUGCCACACUCAGCUUAUGUUCGUGCUCUCCUUUAGCCGCCCAACACUCCGUACCAUACAGCAUAGCCGGUCUUAUAGCGGUGCGAUAGAAUUUACCUUUAAGUUUUAAAGGCACUUUUUAGUGUGAACACCAUAAAUUUUGAAUGGGUUCCCAAGACAAUAAAAGACAGAAGAUCACACAUUUAGCCAUGUGGUUUAAUUGGUUCAAAAUGUUUACCAUUGGUUUCUUUCAGAUCCGGACCAAGUUGGUGGCACCUGGUGGGGAAGCUUUGGGUGGUGUUAUUGGUGCUUUCCAAUACAUGAUUCGGACUGAAGGCUUCUUUUCUCUCUACAAGGGUUUGGUACCGUCAAUUAUAAGUAUGGCUCCUUCUGGUGCAGUUUUUUAUGGUGUAUAUGAUAUACUCAAAUCAGCUUAUUUGCAUUCACCCAAAGGAAGGAAGCGAAUCCAGAAUUUGCACAAACAGGGUAAGGAAUUGAGUGCAUUGGAUCAGCUUGAAUUAGGACCAGUAAGGACGCUGUUGUAUGGUGCUAUUGCCGGUGCUUGUGCAGAAGCUGCUACAUAUCCAUUCGAAGUUGUAAGGAGGCAGCUUCAAUUGCAAGUCCAGUCUACCCGUUUAAGUUCUUUUGCGACUUGUGCCAAAAUAGUGGAACAUGGAGGCAUUCAAGCUCUGUAUGCAGGACUUAUUCCCAGCUUACUCCAGGUACUUCCUUCAGCAUCAAUCAGUUACUUUGUCUAUGAAUUCAUGAAGAUUGUGCUCAAAGUGGAGUAGGCAAUGAAUAGAUUAUUAUCAGUUAUACACUGAUGAGAAGUUGUAGCAUCAUAUGUUUUAUAGGUCCACACUUAUUAUAGGUGCAGAAUGGUAGCGGUUGACUUCACUUGGCAAUCAUAUUUGAUGUCUGCCUUUGAAGGUUCAAAGCAUAAUUCGGGUCUGCAAUCCCUUUUACAAUUGUUCACGAUUCAUGUAUUUCCCACAGGAAAAUUUUGGACGGAUUCCAUAAUCAAUCAAUCUACCAAGGCUUCAGUUUUACAAAAAAAAAAUGUUUGAUUAGUGACUGCUUGAUCUUGACUUCAAUUCUUAUUCGCCCUGUACUCUUCUUUCAUUUAUUUAUUUUUAAAUCAUUAUCAUGGAGUAUAAUAGCACCCAAGCAACCCUCUGAAAAAGGAUCUAAUAUCAUUCUCCUCUCUCUAGGUUGUAACUUUUACAAUCUUCCAUAUGCUGGAUUACGCCUUAUUAGGGUGUGUGGUUUUGUUUUUGUCGAAUUAAUUUCAAUGUAAUGUAGUAAUUUAUACUAUGCCAGUGGGAUGUUGAAGUAUCAAUU
Molecule: messenger RNA, 1674 nt
Organism: Arachis duranensis
Lineage: Eukaryota; Viridiplantae; Streptophyta; Magnoliopsida; Fabales; Fabaceae
Product: probable mitochondrial adenine nucleotide transporter BTL3
Exons: 2
Coding region: 498-1124 (208 amino acids)
Biological process (GO): transmembrane transport
Source: RefSeq, a predicted model, not a curated record